AUGGGUGCCAUUGCUUUGAAGCCUGGAACAUUGAGAUUCAUGCGCUGGGUUCCUAAUUUUUCCCCUGCAUGUCAGCGCAAUACAAAUGCCCAAGUUUGGGUGAGGUUAUGGGAUCUUGGACUCGAGUACUGGGAAGCCCAAACACUCUUUGAAAUCACCAAUGGAAUUGGUGUCCCCAUCAGGAUUGAUGCGAACACACUUGAUCGAAAGUUUGGUCUAUAUGAAAGGGUUCUGGUGGAUAUUGACCUUUCCACAGAACCCCCAUUGGAAAUUAUGGUAGAACGUGAGGGUGGUGGAACCCUAGUUUUGGAAGUUGAAUAUGAACAUCUGCCCUUAUCAUGCUCUCACUGUGGUAAUGUGGGUCAUGCUAUUAGUUCUUGUAAUUGGCUUCGUCCUUCUCAAGCAAAGGAAGUGAAGGAGAAUGACAUUAAUUCAAGGAGGGGGCGUAAACGAAGUCGAUCCCGUCGACAUCGUGCAAAGAAGAGUAAUGUUUUUCAAGUCUACGUUGCUAAGAAAGUGGUGGAGGUGGUUCAACAGAUUGGAGACCCCUCCUCUACUGAUCCUAAUGCAUCAUCUGGGAUUUCACGGAUAGUACAUAAUGACAUGGUCGAGACUUCACAGGUUCCAGAGACACAACUUUCUCCUUUGGCUGCACCUUCUCCAAGAGUGCAUUCACCAAUUCUAGGACCUCCGUCUGUGGGAGGUUUGGCAGGUAUUGUAGCUGUACCUACUGUUAAUGCUUUUCAGGCCCUCGCAAAUGAGUCUGAGACUGAUAGCGAGGGAGAGACCACAGAGAUACAAUCUAGUGAUGAUGUGCAACGUGGAGCGGAUGUUAUCAUUGAAGAGGAUACUAUUUCCAAAACUCCUUCCCCUAAGGAGUUACCUAAAGAUAUGGCUCAGUCAGAAUCUGAUGUUCAUAAAGCUAAGUCUGUUGGGGUGAUUUGGAAAAUGAAGAACCUCUUGGUAAUCAUACAUAUGCUCAGGCUGAGUUAA
Rosa rugosa (rugosa rose) is the source of this 993-nucleotide messenger RNA. RefSeq lists its product as uncharacterized. The transcript has a single exon. NCBI's taxonomy places the organism in Eukaryota, Viridiplantae, Streptophyta, Magnoliopsida, Rosales, Rosaceae. The record is from RefSeq and is a predicted model, not a curated record. The coding region runs from base 1 to 993 and encodes 330 amino acids.